Molecule: messenger RNA, 474 nt
Organism: Echinostoma caproni
Lineage: Eukaryota; Metazoa; Platyhelminthes; Trematoda; Plagiorchiida; Echinostomatidae
Source: the annotation of a GenBank genome assembly
AUGACCCACAUUCUCCAAAUACCCAAACCAGAUGGCACAAUGCGUAAAUGGACAAGCUACUUUGAUUACAUAGUAAUCGACGCGAAGAAACCAUCUUUCUUUCAAGAAGGUACCAUACUCAGGGUUGUAGAACAGACCACGGGGCAGCGAAGCAUUGGUCAUCACAUGGGAAAAUUGGAAACGGGACAAAUUUACUCUGGCGGCUCGUGCGAAGUUUUCUCCAAUCUGAUUGGUGCCCGGGGCAAGGAUGUUCUAUACGUUGGUGAUCACAUAUUUGGCGAUAUAUUAAAAUCAAAAAAGACUGUGGGCUGGCGCACGUACCUUGUGAUACCUGAAUUGGCUAAUGAAAUUUACGUGUGGAAAAAGAAAAAAGCUUUGUUCGAUCAGCUGCAAGACUUGGAUAAUAGUCUGGAGAAUAGUUAUCGGUACGUUGGUGCUUAUUAUUUUUCGAUAGAUUCAUUUGCCUCUAUCUGA